This is a messenger RNA of Raphanus sativus (radish), 908 nucleotides long. Its product is annotated as 40S ribosomal protein S10, mitochondrial. Gene Ontology annotation, molecular function: structural constituent of ribosome. Gene Ontology annotation, biological process: translation. Gene Ontology annotation, cellular component: small ribosomal subunit; ribosome; mitochondrion. Lineage: Eukaryota; Viridiplantae; Streptophyta; Magnoliopsida; Brassicales; Brassicaceae. The record is from RefSeq and is a predicted model, not a curated record.
CGUCACAGUUUCUCUCUGUUUCUUUUGAGCUUAGUUCUUGUCUGAAACCCUAUUGGUUUCCUUCUAUCUCUCAGUCCUCAGUCCUCACUUAUCGUCUUCAUCUGAAAUGAUUACCGGAGGACUCCGCAGAUCUUCAUUGCCGUCGAGGCAAACUCUCUCCGCCGCGCUAACCUCCUUUGAUUCAAGCCUUUUUGAUCAUUUCUCUUCAGCCGCCACCGUAGCCUCCGUGGACUGUAACCUAGUCGGAAAUGGAUCUACUCUCUCCUCCAACCUCAUCUCCCGAUUCAAAGCUGAGCCGUCGAUGAUUCUCCCAGCUAAUAAGAAGAAAGAGAGCACCACGUCAAAGAUCAAAGGAACGAGGAUCUGCAUAGCGAUCCGAUCAUUCGACAACCCGGAGAAGCAAGCUUGGUGUCUUCCUCCCCACGCUCGCUACGCUGCGAUGCCCGACACGAGGACCUUGUACACGGUGCUACGUUCCCCUCGUGACAAGAAGUCGAGGGAGCAGUUCGAGAUGAGGUUCAAGAAAAGGUUUCUCGUUAUCAAAGCUCAGAGUCACGAGCUGAGCAAUAAGCUGUUUUGGUUGAAGCGUUACCGUAUCCUCGGAGCUCAGUACGAACUCCAGUUCCAUUGCAAGACCCGUUUGGACAUGGCUCCUGUGUUAGGGAACAUCAGUGGCUCCACAUGAGACUUAAGCGGUCGUUUUAAACUAGUUUACUUGGCCGAUCCUGCAAUAAUAUCGAAUCUUACUGAUUCAAGAAAGAAGUGAACAAAUACCUCAACAAAGAUAUGGGUUCUGUAUUGAGUUUCAGUGGGUGAAUAUACUUCCAGUUUUAUGCAAAUUUAUUAGGCCAUUUAAUUCGUUGUAUGGGAUUCAUCAUGAAAUAGGUAAUCAAAGAUGUUUUAGCUGU